Betta splendens (Siamese fighting fish) is the source of this 4734-nucleotide messenger RNA. RefSeq names its product guanine nucleotide-binding protein G(olf) subunit alpha. The transcript has 12 exons. The record is from RefSeq and is a predicted model, not a curated record. Gene Ontology annotation, cellular component: heterotrimeric G-protein complex. Bases 1361 to 2500 code for a protein of 379 amino acids. Gene Ontology annotation, biological process: adenylate cyclase-modulating G protein-coupled receptor signaling pathway. NCBI's taxonomy places the organism in Eukaryota, Metazoa, Chordata, Actinopteri, Anabantiformes, Osphronemidae. Gene Ontology annotation, molecular function: GTP binding; G-protein beta/gamma-subunit complex binding; G protein-coupled receptor binding.
CUGUAUAAAGUACAGUUUACCACAGUACAGUAGUGUAUUGAGCUUCAUGCUGUUGAAAACCUGCAUGUUCAUGGAAAUCUAAAAGUCGAGCGUGCAUUUUAACAAUAACAGAGCACCAAGUAAAGGUGGAGCUGCUUCACACCGUUUGAUGUACUCCCAGGUGGUUAACUAGUGAGUGCAGCAGUAAAAAUAGUUUAGUAUGUAAUUAUGUUUCCAUCUUGGUCAUAGUGGAGUAACAGUAAAGUGAAAAGGAAGUAAUCAAUUAAGAACAAGCUCCACAAAAAUUGAACCUAAAUACAGCAAUUGUACUAAUAUUGGGAAAGCAUCUUAAUUCCUAAAUUAGAAAUGUGCUAAAAACAUGAAAAUAAUUCUGCACUUGAAGGUUUUGUUAACAAUUAAAAUGCUGGCUUUUUAAUAAUGCCAGAGUAUUUCUACGUUUUACUACAUUUACUCAAAUACUUGUUUCACCACUGUCCAAACUCACCUUGUAGUUACUUUACACUUCUUGAAGUAUUUCUCAAUAGAGAAGUACUUGAACUUAGUGUUUCAGCCACAGAAAAUAAUUUGAGUGGAUCUGUUUUGUAGUGGAGUACUUUUUGUCAGGCAAGUACUCGCACUUUUACUUGAAUAUCGCGUCGGCGCCCUUCAGCACACACAGAUACUGUAAAUGGGUUGCCAGAUUGGGUCAGGGCCACCUGUCUGACUGCAAUCCAACGACCAGCAGGCGGGAGCCACCAGCGCGGGUUUGCAGCGAGCUAGCGGGGGUAGCGGCCGCCUGGGUCGGAGGGAGGAACGGCGGCGCUCCCUUUGCCACACAAGUUAUAAAAUGCUAUGUCAGUGCAGGCUGUUAAUGUUACAGUUUAACGCAGGUUUUUUUUCCACCACCGCCGCCGCCGCCUCCUCCUCCUCCUCGGUCCACGGCUACUUCCUGGUGCCACAGAGAGAGGCAGUGCUGAGUUAAAGAGGCAGAAAUACUGAUAGAAAUUCAGAUAGAAAAAAAGCACACAGAGAAGAGAGGGGUUGGAUACGCGAUAGGAACAGUUGUCAGGAUUCCCAGAAAUUGAAAACCCUCUCUCUCUCUGCGUAUUUGUGAUAUUUCUCCGCGUAACCGAGUCGUUUUUCUUCCCCGGGCUGCUCACUAACACAGGGCUUGGAUGACGGUUGGCUGCGGCUAAAGCGGAAUUGUAACGGGGGAACGUAUUCCUCCCUCCGACGGACGAGCCUCGCAGAGAUUUCCCCCCUUUUUUAUUUUCCACUAGACUCAUUCCCGUGUUCUUUUUUUUUGAAGCCCAACAUCGUCCCAGGUGGUAUUUUCUGUACAUUUUUACGAUUCCACAAGGAAGGGUUAGGGCGACGGAAGAUGGGUUGUUUGGGCAACAGCAAGACUGAAGAUCAACGCAUCGACGAAAAGACACAACGAGAGACUAAUAAAAAGAUAGAAAAGCAGCUGCAGAAGGAGAGACAAGCGUAUAAAGCAACACACAGGCUCUUAUUACUCGGUGCGGGAGAGUCCGGAAAAAGCACCAUUGUGAAGCAGAUGAGGAUCCUACACGUCAACGGCUUCAACGCGGAAGAAAAGAAACAGAAAAUUCAAGAUAUUCGAAAAAAUGUGAAGGAUGCCAUAGUGACUAUAGUGUCUGCGAUGAGCACUUUAAUACCCCCUGUCCCGCUAGCCAACCCAGAGGACCAAUUCAGAAUCGAAUACAUCAAAAGCAUAGCACCUCUCUCUGACUUUGACUAUUCACAGGAGUUCUUUGAUCAUGCGAAGAAGCUGUGGGACGAUGAAGGAGUGAAGGCAUGCUUUGAGAGGUCCAAUGAGUACCAGCUUAUUGACUGUGCACAAUAUUUCCUGGACAGAAUUGACUCUGUCAGACAAAGUGACUACACACCAACAGACCAGGACCUGCUACGCUGCCGAGUGUUAACUUCAGGGAUUUUUGAGACGAGGUUCCAAGUAGAUAAAGUGAACUUUCAUAUGUUUGAUGUUGGGGGCCAGAGAGAUGAAAGGAGAAAAUGGAUCCAGUGCUUUAAUGACGUCACUGCUAUCAUCUUCGUGGUGGCCAGCAGCAGCUACAACAUGGUAAUAAGGGAAGACAAUAACACCAACAGGCUACGGGAAGCUCUGGACCUUUUCCGCAGUAUUUGGAACAACAGAUGGUUACGCACUAUCUCGGUCAUAUUAUUCCUGAACAAGCAGGACAUGCUGGCUGAGAAGGUAUUAGCUGGAAAAUCCAAAAUUGAAGACUACUUCCCUGAAUAUGCUCGCUACACCAUACCAAAUGAAGCAACUCCUGAACCCGGCGAAGACCCAAGAGUGACGAGAGCUAAAUUCUUCAUCCGAGAUGAGUUUCUUCGGAUCAGCACUGCAAGCGGCGACGGCAGACACUACUGCUACCCCCACUUCACUUGUGCCGUGGACACAGAGAACAUCCGGCGGGUGUUCAACGACUGCCGGGACAUCAUCCAGAGAAUGCACCUGCGGCAGUACGAACUCUUGUGAUGGGAGACUCCUCCGUCAGCCUUCUGUGUUUUUCUCCACCAUUCUGCAUCCUUGACAAACCCUUCCUCCUCCCCCUCUUCUUCCUCCCAUACUCCACUCCUCCCUCAACGACCCCUGAGCACCCCUCCUGUCGAGGACUAUGAAGUACUACUGAAGUGUGUCAAAUCCUCUUCCUCUUCUUAACUUCUUAGCUUUUUUCUACUUUUUUUUUCUCACAGAUUCGUCCCCAUUUUAAUGACUUUAAAGGAACACUGGGGAACAAUGUUGUUGCGUGCUUCUUUUUUUUUUCUUUCUUUUUCCUUUUGAAUGCCUUGAUAUUUGUCAUUCCACUAAGCCUUGGGCUACCUCUUUUUUUUUGCCCCUUGUGUGUCCUUUUUUUUUUAAAUUUUUUUUGGACCUGCCAUCGGACCUGAGCUGUUGGGCGUGGGAAAAUAAACCACACCUUGUGUGUGUGUGUGUGUGUGUGUGUGUGUGUGUGUGUGUGUGUGUGUGUGUGUGUGUGUGUGUGUGUGUGUGUGUGUGUGUGUGUGUGUGUGAGAGAGAGAGAGAGAGAUCGAGUGCAUGUAUGGGUCUAUGUUUGUGUGUCACUUGCUAGUUCACGCUGGCAUCACCACGACGACCUUCGCCCCCCGUUUAUUAUUGUUUUUUUGGCCCGUUGCCCCUUCCCACCUGCUUCGUCUGCUCGUGCCCGUGACUGGACGCCGAGGAAAAGGGGGAAGGGGAAGCUGAGUGGAUGAAGAGAUAAAUGCACUUUGCAUCAGGUUCCUUAACAAUUUUUGUUGUUGUCGUUGUUUUUUCUUCAGAGGAAGCAUACACACAAUGUAGCAUCACAAUAUUUAUUACCCUGUCACGAUGUUAGCUUGCCGAGCUGCAGGGAGGACCGAGCGGCCGAGAGACAUGUGGAGUGAACGGUGAAAGGGGAGGGGGCAGGAACCAUGAUGAAGACGACGACGACAUGAUGAAAGAUUAAUAUGAAGGAAAAGGGACUAGGCUUUGUGCACCUUAGCCCUGCUGCCUCCAUGGACUCGAACCUGCCUCCUUUUUCCACACAAACCAUCCUUUUAGCUUAGACGGGAGGGGAGGGAGGGUGGUGGGGAGAAAAAUGUAUCGUUUUUAUUUCUUUUUUUGUUCAGUUUUUUUGUUAACUUGUACACUGUGCAAGGUUGAAUUAUCCUGUACAGACUGUAAAAUGUAAUAUUAUUUUGUACAACUUAAUUGAAAGAAAAACAAAUCUACUUGUAGAUCUUUGUGCCUUGAUUAUGGCUGUACCUGUAAAUGAGCUCAGAUGUAAGUAUGUUUUUGACUGCGCUGUACAGCUUGAUGUCAAACUCUAUCGGCAGCGGAAGACUGCGGGUAGGGGACUUUCUCUGUAGAGUUUAGUUUUUUCUGGUUUAUAAAAAAAAAAGAAAUGCUGUUUAGUAAAAAAUCAAAAAUAGGGAAAAAUCCUAAAAACCUGUAUACAUUAUGCAAAUUAACCACUUACCUGCAGUGAAGACCAGAUGUUGCAGCGCCAUGCCUUUUGUUUCUUUUAUUAGUUUUAUUUUUUCCUUCUCUGAUUCUUUUUAAAUUUCACAGCUUUAAACAUUGGAAAUCCAUUGAAAGUGUCCAAAUUGCAACCUGGUGUUGUUUUAAUAGGAACCAACGUUUUUUCGAUAUGAAGCGUGUCUGAGAUCUGUACUGACGUGCGUGCCUGUGCGCAUGUGUACAUAAAAAACAUAGACUCACAGACGCAUUGUGUGUGUGCGCGAGUGGAAGCGAGCGAGCGCGAGUGAGUGCGUGCGCGUUGUGUAAAAUUUUAUAAAUGUAUGUACAUGUAAAUUUAUAGGUCUAUAUAAAUAUAUAUGUACAAUUAUACAUGUUUAAUUAUGUGUGUGCCUAGGUGUACAUACCUAUGUAUGUAUACGGUAAAUAUGUAUACAUACACACAUAGGAAAGCAUGUUUAGAAUGGAGAUGAAUAAAUGAGAGUGUGCAAUAUUAGUAAUUCUUUGGUCCUUUGGAGCCAUAACAAAUGGCACAGGCACUAUGAAUGUGUGAGCAGCACCCAACAAGACAAGCUCUUCUCCUUGUACAAACAGCAUCAGCCUUUUCUUCUGCUACCGUACACAUCUAUCCCCAACAGAGAGUGAACUGACUGGAGGUGCAACAACCUUGUUUGGCCUGGGAGGAUGAUUUAAAUGACAUUUUUAUUUUCUUUAAAUAAAGAGGCACAUUAGAGGACUUUGCUUUAUUUCCA